AUGACUCUUCUUCUGACAAGGUACGAUGCAUUUGUAUUUUACCUUUAUUUUUCACUAUUUAACAAGUAUUAUUGACAAAUUUAUGAUCACAUUUAUCUAAAAAUAAGGUUUAGUUGUUCAGAAUCAAUAAUAAUCCUUUGUUUUUAUUACAGACACUUAAUAAAUACGAGUGUAGGUCUGAAUAUCUGCCAUUGUAUUUGUCUCGACAAGUUUGGUGCUAAUAUGUUGAACUGUCAAACCAUUUCAAAUCAAUAACAAUUUUACAGUGAGGACAUAUUUUAAGUAUAGAUUCAUUCAAAAGCAUAAACAUUAAGGUCAAACCUGACAUACUCAAUCAUAAGACCUGUUUACAGUAAGAACUUGACAUUAAUCUUUUACUUUAAUCAUAAUUCUGUUGAUUUAAAUGUUUUAUGUCUACAUCUAUACUGACAUGGCAACAGAUUCUGAUUCAUCUACUUGUGGGACAAAUUUAUAUUGUUCUAAGCAUUUCAAUUUAAGGUUAGACUUAGUCUGCUGUUUAUUUCUAUUCACAUUAAACUGAUCAUUUCCAGUGGCGGUAAAGAAAGUCAAGGUGAACAAGACUUCAGUAAGAAUCUAUACAGUAUUUUAGUGUUUUCCUCGUGGAGCUUUGGUGUUGACUCUCUAUUAAAAAAAUAAAGCCAGCUUGUUCACAGUUGCUCUUAUCACUGGUUCAAAUGGUUUCAAGUUGACUUGAUCAACAUCUAAAAACAUCUUAAAAAUGCUCCAUUUUACAACAAAUGUUUCCACCCAUUUUUAACAAGUAGAUUUGCAACCCAUCCUUCAGUAGAUUCAUUUAAUAUGUAUGAUCUGGAUGUUCCUGGUCUUUAUGUUGCUCCUGUCUAUUCAAAAUUAACUCACUGUUAGUUUUUUUGCCUAUCAGAAUCUAGUGUUUAACACAGCCAGGAGAUUAGUAAAUGAGCUAAAUAGUCAUUAUUGGUAAUGAAUUAACAGCCUUUCCUAUUACUAUAUUUUAAUGUUUUGAGUGUAUAAAUGUUGUCAUAUCUAUCCAAACAGAUGAUUACCCCUAAAUUCAUUUUUACUAAUAACAUGAGGAUGGAUGUGCAAAAGAAAUUCAAGAUUAGGAUUAUUUCAUCACAGUAGAUCACAUUUAGAGUUUCUCAAUACUUCACAACCUUGUGUGAACUUAGUUUCCUGUAGAUUUCUACAUUGAUGCCAAGAACGUGAAGUAAAUUUUGAAAGUCACCUUCAUACAGUUGUCUAUUAAACAUUUUGUUAUCUUUGUCUGUCUCUAUCUUCUCACAGUUCCCCUGUGGAUGCCAGCAAUGCAACUUCCCAAGUUUAUGAAACCCAGAAUACAACAAAUGCCACUUAUUGUACUUUAGAAAAACCGAAGGACUGGGUCUUCACUGUGCUUCCUGUGUACGUGCUGCUCAUCACUGUGUUCGGGAUUGUGUUUAAUUUGUUUGUCCUGAUAGUUUUCUGCUUUCACAAGAAAGCCUGUUCUGCGGCUGAGAUCUACUUGAGCAACCUGGCUGCUGCUGAUCUUGUUUUAGUUGCUAAUUUGCCCUUCUGGGCAAUCAACAUAUCCAACCGCUACAACUGGCCCUUCUCUGGUCCCCUGUGCAAACUGGUCAACCUUUGUAUCACCAUGAACACCUACUGCAGCAUCUACUUCCUUGUUCUGAUUAGUAGCGAUCGCUAUGUGGCUCUGGUGCACCCGCUGUCCCAUAACCGAAUGCGCAGGCCGAAAUAUGCCAAACUUGGCUGUCUGCUGGUGUGGGGCUUUGGUUUGCUGAUGAGUACCCCUGUGCUCAUGUACAGAAAAGUGAAACAUGAUCCCAGAUACAAUCUGACUGUGUGCUUUCUUGACUUUCCAAGCCCUUUUGUGUUCCAGCUGUAUGAGGGGAUCCUAACAGUCGUCAUUUUCAUUAUCCCCAUUACCAUCAUUUCCUGGUGCACCUUCAAGAUAAUUCAAGCUCUGAGGAACCGCAAAAACACCCAGAAAAAAGAAGUGAAGGCUACCGCUCUGGUGUUGGCAGUCGUCGUGGCGUUCUUAAUCUGCUGGGUCCCGUUCCACAUUAUUAGGAUUUUCGAACAGCUCAGUAGGGCUGGGGUGUUCAUGCAGUGCCGUCCUGUAAUUGUUAUUGAAACUUGUAAGCAGAUCUUCAUCUAUGUAGCCUUCUUCAACAGUGUUCUCAACCCACUCUUGUAUGUCAUUGUAGGAAAGCACUUCCGGCAAAAAGUCAAAGAACUUUUUACUCAGUGGAGCCCCGGGGAAACUUCCAGCUCUGUCUCCACAAGCUUUAAACUCUCAUAA
Molecule: messenger RNA, 2299 nt
Organism: Xyrichtys novacula (pearly razorfish)
Lineage: Eukaryota; Metazoa; Chordata; Actinopteri; Labriformes; Labridae
Source: the annotation of a GenBank genome assembly